Myotis brandtii (Brandt's bat) is the source of this 384-nucleotide messenger RNA. Its product is annotated as rab11 family-interacting protein 4-like. The record is from RefSeq and is a predicted model, not a curated record. Gene Ontology annotation, cellular component: recycling endosome membrane; endocytic vesicle; cleavage furrow. NCBI's taxonomy places the organism in Eukaryota, Metazoa, Chordata, Mammalia, Chiroptera, Vespertilionidae. The transcript has 2 exons. Bases 1 to 384 code for a protein of 127 amino acids. Gene Ontology annotation, biological process: endocytic recycling; regulation of cytokinesis.
AUGGGGUCCUUUCAUGACACCCACCUGAGGGGAGGGUACUGGUGGGAGUCAGGUGACAGUGGAUGCAGACAGGUGGGUUCUGGAUGCUUCCGGGAGCUGAUCGUGCCUUCAUCCUCCUCACAGGAGAAUCAUAAGCUGAGGGAUCAGAAUGACGACUUGAAUGGGCAGAUCUUGAGCCUCAGCCUCUACGAAGCAAAGAACCUCUUUGCCACCCAGACCAAAGCACAGUCCUUGGCUUCGGAAAUCGACACGGCCUCACGCGAUGAGCUCAUGGAAGCCCUCAAGGAGCAGGAGGAGAUCAACUUCCGGCUGCGGCAGUACAUGGACAAGAUCAUCCUCGCCAUCCUGGACCAUAACCCCUCCAUCCUCGAGAUCAAACACUGA